UCCAGUGGCCACAUUUGUCUCCACAAUAUACGACAUCACAGGGCAAACAUAUGGGCUGAAGGAGGAGGGGACUAUUCCCGGAAAUCUUCGGCUUCUAUGUCAAUGGAGUCAGAUUUUUGGUGUGACCGUUGUUAUCUGUUGUUCCAGCAUUUAUGUCAGUGUUACUUGAAACUUCUGUCAGUGACCUCGUCAUUGAUUCAGAAGUGGAAACAUGUCCAAAAACAUGUGAGAAUUUUCUCAAACUUUGUAAAGUACACUAUUACACCCUCGGUACCUUUUCCCAUAUUUCCAAGGGAUUUUUUGCGCAAGCAGGCGAUCCCAGUGCAACGGGUACCGGGAGAGAAUCAAUAUGGUCUCUCAUCGCGUCACAAUCCCUUUCCAAUGCGUCUGCACCUCGAUGUUUCUCCCCGGAACUCCAUCCGGGGCUCAAGCAUACGCACAAAGGGACUGUAUCUAUAGCAGUCGGUUCAGGAGCCCAAGGAAUGCGAAGGGGCUGCGCGAGCCAGUUCUUCGUCACGCUUUCCGAUAACAUCGACUUCUUGAAUGGCGAACAUGCUGUUUUCGGGCAUGUUGUUGAAGGACCGGAUACCCUGGAUAGGCUGAAUGAUAUCUCCGUUGGUCCGAAUGGGCGACCGUUAGAAGAUGUGCAGAUUCGACGUGUCGUUAUGACGAUCCGUUUCCUGAUCCUCGGGGAUUGGUCCUGCCAUCUUCACCUCCCACACAAUCACUAUCUACUCGCUCUCAGGUUAUGGAUGUCCCUCGAAACAGCAAGUGUCCUCUUUGCUUUUGUUGUCGGCCAUCACCUGCUCAUUUACGGCACGUUGGUUUAGAGAAAAGCGAAUGGCCUAGCGGACUUCGCCAUGGCCUGCGGACCUCUAAGCUUCGUCAAGCGAACCUAA
Molecule: messenger RNA, 899 nt
Organism: Guyanagaster necrorhizus
Lineage: Eukaryota; Fungi; Basidiomycota; Agaricomycetes; Agaricales; Physalacriaceae
Product: cyclophilin-like protein
Exons: 3
Coding region: 153-830 (225 amino acids)
Biological process (GO): protein peptidyl-prolyl isomerization
Cellular component (GO): nucleus
Molecular function (GO): peptidyl-prolyl cis-trans isomerase activity
Source: RefSeq, a predicted model, not a curated record